CGACCACGUACCGACGUAUGAUACGUUAUGUAAUUUAUUAGGAAAUUGACGUUGAACGAGAAAAGUAGAGAAAAAAAUGUUGUAUUUUUGCCCAAUUUUUAAAUUCGAGAGAAGAGGAUACGAUACGAUACGAGUUUAUUUCGAGUUUUCAAUCAAAUAUUUUUCGCACGUUAAAAAUAGACACUAUUGAAUAGCCUUGAAUGAUAAAAUAAAAUGGCAUGUUUUCCCGGAACGAUUGAAAUUCGUCAAUUAAUAAACAGGAGAUAACGAAACGAUAGAUAAAUUAAUUAAUAUAAAAUUGGAUAAAUUACGGAUAUACUUACGACGAACAUGUUUGUAACAAAGCAAAUUUGAUCAUUGAAUUAGUACGAAAAAUAAGAGUGGAGCUAGCACGAGCUCGAGUGGAACUGGAAUUCCCACGGAAAAACCAAAAAUAUUAGGUUGCAAUGAUGUGGAUGCAAUGUUGAUGGGAAAAGGAUGGAGAGGUGGCUCGUCGGAUUACAUAAUUGGUUUGAUGUAGUGCGUGUAUAAAGAUCGAUGGCUAUAAAAGCAGUAAGAUGAAAGAACCGAUCCACAGUAUAAUCUCGGAGUUAACGAGCACUCCACAAUGGUUAGUGAAACAGCAAGGAGUUUUAGGGCCUUGCUGCUGUUUUUAUUUGUCGGUGCCCUUUCGACAGCGCCGACUAUAGAAGAUGAGAACACUACUUUAUCGACGGAACUCAAGCCUCCUCCUUACCCGCAAAAGGAAGAGGAGCAUUACUAUAUGCUGUUCGUUAUAAAUCUUUUUGGCGUGAAAAAUGUUACCGGUGAAACGUCCGAUGAAAUUUUGGAAAACGAUAUCAUUCGUCAUGUCCCGCAAUUAACAGAUCCGUUGGCGACUCUGCUUGUGAUCGUCGACGUCGACGAGAACGAUGAAGAUACGGAUGAAGCGGUGGAUCUCGAUGAAAUUGCGGAAGAACUGAAUAAGGAGGAUUUCAACGUGGAGAAGAUCGAUUAUGGAGGUGAAACGAAAGUAUUGAGGCUGAAACUCUCUAAGGAGGAAGGAGAAGGAAUAUUUCCCUCGAAAUCGAAAAUGGAAAAAUUGAAGAAAAUCCGCAACAAGAGAACACUUUGUGUCAAGUGUGGAGGACUUGGAACUGGAGGUGGAGGAGGAUUUGGUGGUGGAUUCGGUGGUGGAUUCGGUGGUGGAGGAGGCAAGCCUGGAUGUGCGGGUGGUAGUUGUGGUGGUGGUGGCUAUCCUGGUGGUGGUGGCUAUUAUCCUGGAGGAGGUGGUUAUCCUAGUGGAGGAGGCGGUUAUCCUAGUGGAGGAGGUGGUUAUCCUAGUGGACACGGUGGUGGCAAAUAUGGAUGUGCAGGUGGUAGUUGUGGUGGAGGAGGUUAUCCAGGUGGUGGAUAUCCAUCCGGAGGUGGUGGAUAUCCAUCCGGAGGUGGUGGGUAUCCAUCCGGAGGCGGUGGGUAUCCAUCUGGGGGCGGUGGGUAUCCAUCUGGGGGCGGUGGUUGCAGCACAUGUGGAAGUGGCGGAAGCUCAUAUGCUUCGGCAUCGGCAAAUGCAAACGCACAAGCAGGAACUGGCAAAUGGUAAAAAAUUUUAAUUUUUUAUUUUUUAUAUUAAUUUCUAUACGUAAGAGUAUAUAGUAAUCGAUAAUUAUAGUAAAAGAAUACGUAUAAUAAAAUUUAAAAAAAAAUGGAAUUAAAUAACAAUAUAAUAUAUAAUUAUUAUCAUUGUUUCAGGGGAUACAUAUAAGUGUAAAUUUAAUGGAAUAUAAGAACAACGAAAAUAUUCCACGCUACAUGCUGCCCAAAAUUUCAAAUUCAACCAUUUCGAAAUUUCAAUUCAAAAAUUCAAAUUCAACGAAAGUGAUAUUAAUUUGUAAUGAAUUUUUAACGUUCGUCAUUUCGAUUUCGAUCUUGAUUAACAUGUAUGGAGCAUCGAAUAAACAAGAAAAAUAAAUAAA
Messenger RNA from Apis cerana (Asiatic honeybee), 1955 nucleotides. RefSeq names its product loricrin. The record is from RefSeq and is a predicted model, not a curated record. Lineage: Eukaryota; Metazoa; Arthropoda; Insecta; Hymenoptera; Apidae.